AUGGCAACUACCGAAAGCCCCAAAAAGCUUCGCUUCGCGCCCGGCGACAUCAUCAUCUCAGAGGCCGAAGGCUACUACGCCUCCUUCCCUGUGCCCUGGUUCGACAACAUCGAGCCCGCGCACCUCCGCGCCAAAGAAGAUGUCCGCGUGGCCCGCUUCGCUGAACGUAUGAUCCCGUGGAUCUCCGAGCCCCACACCCGAUGGACAAAAGCCACCCUCUCCCCAUCCUCUCCAGAAUACAAUGCCUCGGAACCCAACCGAGUAGUUGGCCAUGCGGGCUGGCUGCUUCCGGGGCGCACCAAAUCCGAGAUCAUGAACUUCUGGCGCAGGGAUGCGAGCGAUGCGCUGGGAUGGCGGGAGAAAAUGGGGUGGAGCAAAGAGUACGAGGACGAUUUAUGGAGUGGAACGGACGUUAAGAGCUACCAGGAUAGCUUUUUGCUGUGGGAUAAAGUGAGAGAAGAAUAUCUGCGUGGUGUUGGGCACUGGCAUCUUGCGCCGCUAUGGGUCGUGCCUGAGCAUCAAAGUCGCGGCGUGGCGUCUCUGCUUCUACAAGAUGCUAUCAAGUUAGCGGAGGAAGAGAACCCUGUGCCGCCUAUGUAUCUAGAAGCCAUGCGAGAUGCGCGUCCUAUUUACGAGCAUUUUGGGUAUCAGGGCGUUGAGGGCGAGGGAGAGAAAUUCGCGAUGAUUCGAAACCCGCCAGAAGGAGUAAAGAUACUAGGCGAGGGAAAGUAG
Messenger RNA from Didymosphaeria variabile, 732 nucleotides. RefSeq lists its product as uncharacterized. NCBI's taxonomy places the organism in Eukaryota, Fungi, Ascomycota, Dothideomycetes, Pleosporales, Didymosphaeriaceae. The coding region runs from base 1 to 732 and encodes 243 amino acids. The transcript has 2 exons. The record is from RefSeq and is a predicted model, not a curated record. Gene Ontology annotation, molecular function: acyltransferase activity, transferring groups other than amino-acyl groups.